GCCGGUCACAGUCACUCGACUGUGCAUACUACUAUUGACUGCAGUGCUGCCUUACCGUCCACCAAUCGCUCAACCGACGCGUGUAUAUAAUCUAUCUGCUGAAUGCCUGAAAGCCUUCGAGCCAUCUCACCCCUAGUCAACUUGCUGUAUUUGUUACAGCUGAUCAGCCUUGACAAAACUAAAACAAAGCACUUGACUCGGAGUUAUUGCAACAUCAUCUGUGACAAGCGCAAGUCAUUAUCAAACAGAGACAAGGGGUUUGUCUGACUCUCCUGUCUUGGUUGCAUUGCAUUCCUCGGACAUCCCUUUUCUGCAUUUACAACUCUCCACUCGUCUUUCUCAGAGGACAUUCGUUCCUGCCAUGGCUUCACCAGCUUCGGAAUCGGAGCAGAAGGAAGCUUAUCAGUAUUGGGGCUACUUGUUCAAGCAUGAUCGCACAGGCACUGACACCCUGAAGAAUCUCCUCCGAGGAAUUCACAAAACUAUUAUCACGACCUUCGAAGCUUCCGAGUCACCAGACAUCACACCUUCCCAGAUCGCCCACUUCUACCGUUCUGUAAACGGCAACUACGACCCGCUCUUCCUCUCGACUCCUCCCUCAACCAUCGCCUUCAUCUACAAGAACCUCGGCUGCCUCCACAGUCUCCAACCCCUCCCAAACCUCUCCGACCGCUACGCCGACCCCGUGGUGCCCGCUCUCAAAGUCGAAGGCUGGAUAAUGUGGCAGACGGUCCAACUCCUCCUCGGCCCAGACGAGCACUCCGAGUUCCUACGCCUCGCAGUUCAAAAAUGGGAUAUCAAGAACCCUGACACUGGAGAGCUGUUUCCGAAGAUCUUGCCGAGGAAUUGCUUCCCUCCUCAUCCGGAUGCGACUAUGGUGGAGUGGUAUGAGGGUAUGAGCAGUCGCUUGCGCAAGGAAGCAGAAGAGCAGGAGAGGAUACGUGUCCAGCCUAUAGAGGAGAGACCGGAUACACCGAAUACUGUCAAGCAUCACCGCAAGGUCAGCAGGUACUCGGACAGCGCUCUCACCGAUGACGAGUCGCCGCCUGACCAUAGGAACUUUGCAAUUGCUUAUUUCAGAGAUCCUUUGUUCAGGGCCAUCGAUGGCAGACCUGCUGUCGUGAGGAACGGCAGUCGUCGUAGACCCCCUCUCAGUCCUCGUGACUCGUUUGUCCACAGAGGCAAGACCGUGGCUGCCACUUUUGGCAACGUCAUCAAGAAUGUAGGAAGCCCACAUCUAUGGGACGGCCAUGCCGCGCUCAAGGACAAGGAAAAGGAAAAGGAAAAGGAGAAGGAAAAAGAUCGCGACUAUCGCCGUCGCAAGUCAUUGCCGGACAAACACCAUUACCAAGACCUGGAUGAUGAAGACGCUCGUCCAAAAGUGUAUAGUCGAAGGGGUUCGGCUCAAGACACACCGCCGGAACAUUAUCACCAUCAUCACCAUGAACCGAGUAGUCUACGCCCUAGUCCUACCCACCAUGAGCCUCCACGCCACCGCCGUCCUCAUCCAAGUGCGAGAGAGUACUUCCCCCCCGUUGACGAUGAAGUCGACAUGCGUCGCUCAGCUUCAGCAACACAUCUCCAUCCCCGCAGUACUUCUCCCCAGAAAUAUCCUUCUGGCUUCAUGCCCAGUGUGUCUCCACUCUUCGCUACACAUAUAGCCCGGGAAGGCCAGAGAACUUCUUCUCGCUCAAGACCGAAUUCUGCAAGGAGUCCGGAGAGACCGGAAGGCCAGAGACAGAGUGCAGAGGGGAGUGGAAGUGAAGUGGGCAGUCAAAGAGGAGGUAACAGAACAAGACCGAGAGUCGCAAGAUUCCAGGAUCCUGUUGUGGUAGGUACUGGUGUUAGUGGUGCGAGGGUCUCUUCAACAGAAAGUGGGUAUAGAUGAGGCUUUUUUGUAACAGGGAGAUUUUCAAAUCACAGACAUCGAGCAAAGACUUUUCUACCUCAUUUCUCAUCUGUGCUCGUGGCUGAACCGUAGUGCUUACAAGGGCAGACUGGCGGCGAUCAGUCGAUGGCGAGAACUCUUGCAAGUGCAUUAGACACGCGACAAGGACUCGAAG
Aureobasidium subglaciale EXF-2481 is the source of this 2063-nucleotide messenger RNA. RefSeq lists its product as uncharacterized. The transcript has 2 exons. The record is from RefSeq and is a predicted model, not a curated record. Lineage: Eukaryota; Fungi; Ascomycota; Dothideomycetes; Dothideales; Saccotheciaceae. The coding region runs from base 362 to 1888 and encodes 508 amino acids.